GCGGCCUCCAGUGCACCGUAUCAGACGUCAUCGCGUAUGGAAGCCAGAGCCCACCAUCUGCCGGUCGCCUGAACCUCCGAAGAGGCACAACAAGCCGACCGGGGCUGAGUGGUCGCCGGCCGGUGUCGGGCUCGGGCCGAAGGGGGUCGUGUUCUCCGAGUAUGGCCACCGAGAACGGGAUACAUUUCUGGAGGAGAAACGCAAAGGUUCCCGGAAGCGUUCAGCCGGUCUACGGAGCGCAGCAUCCUCCUCUCGACCCGCGGCUGAGACGCACGUAUUCCAAAGACUCAAAGCCCAAGUUCAACAACCUCAAGUCCAAAAAGGCCUCCAGCUUCCACGAGUUCGCCCGCAGCACCAAUGACGCCUGGGACCUGGAGGACGAAGAGGAGGAGGAGGAGGAGGAGGAGGUCGGGCCGCCGGCCCACAGCUGCUCCUUCCCCUCGGGCCUCCGCUCCUCGUCUCCUCAGAACCAGGUACGAGGAGUCCCGGUCCCCCCGAGCCGGCCGGGCUCCGAGCGGUGGGAGACGCUCUCGUGUGGUUCCUCUCAGCUCGGGGGCCGAGAGGCCGGGGGGGGCCCUGGACCCGGGCCCCCGGACCCGGAGCUGCAGGACGAGGAGGACGAGCACGUCGACGGGAAGGGGGUCGAGUCCAGCGGGGGCCCCCCCCCCGGCCGCCGCCCCCUGCAGCCCCUCCCGGUCCGGCCCAUCAUCCCCCUGGUGGCCCGCAUGUCGGACCAGAACGCGUCCGGAGCUCCGCCCAUGACGCUGAGGGAGAAGAGCCGGCUGGACAAGUUCAAGCAGCUGCUGGCGAGCCCCCACCCGGAGCUGGACGAACUCCGCAAGCACAGCUGGUCGGGCAUUCCACGAGAGGUCCGGCCAAUCACGUGGAGGCUGCUCUCGGGAUACCUGCCGGCCAAUAAGGAGCGCAGGGAGCUGGUGCUGAAGAGGAAGAGGGAAGAGUACUUUGGGUUCAUCGAGCAGUACUACCACUCCAGAACCGACGAGCACUACAAGGACACGUACAGACAGAUCCACAUCGACAUCCCAAGGACCAACCCUCUGAUCCCCCUCUUCCAGCAGCCCGUCGUACAAGAGGUGUUUGAGCGGAUCCUUUUCAUCUGGGCCAUCCGGCACCCGGCCAGCGGCUACGUGCAGGGCAUCAACGACCUGGUCACGCCCUUCUUCGUGGUCUUCCUCUCCGAGUUCGUCAAAGACGUGGAGAACUUUGAGGUGUCGACUCUUCAUGAGGAAACACAGAGGAACAUCGAGGCAGACAGCUUCUGGUGUAUGAGCAAGCUGCUGGAUGGAAUACAGGACAACUACACCUUUGCUCAGCCUGGAAUCCAGAACAAGGUGAAAGCUCUGGAGGAGCUGGUCAGCAGGAUCGAUGAGGACGUUCACAGUCACUUCCUGCGGCUGGACGUUGAGUAUCUCCAGUUCGCGUUCCGCUGGAUGAACAACCUGCUGAUGAGGGAGCUGCCGCUCCGCUGCACCAUCCGCCUCUGGGACACCUACCAGGCUGAAGCUGAGGGGUUCUCCCACUUCCACCUCUACGUUUGCUCUGCUUUCCUCGUCGAGUGGCGCAAAGAAAUCCUCUCCAUGGUGGACUUCCAGGUACCAACCGGUCCUCUAUGUCAGGGGUCCCCAACCCCUGGGCCUUGGCCCGGUACCGGUCCACGGCUUGGUUGGAACCGGGCCGCGGAAAAAAAGGCCUUCUCAUGCUCCUGCAGAACCUUCCCACAAUCCACUGGGGCAACGAGGAAGUGGGUCUCCUCCUGGCUGAAGCUUACAGGCUGAAGUACAUGUUCGCAGACGCACCGAGCCACUACAGGAGAUAGGCCGGGGCCCAGUCCCCCGGGGCCCAGUCCCCCGGGGCCCAGUCCCCCGGGGCCCAGUCCCCCGGGGCCCAGUCCCCCGGGGCCCAGUCCCCCGGAGCCCAGUCCCCCGGGGCCCAGACUGGGUGGCGGACCCCGUGUCUCUUUGAGGUGCAGGAGACCCCUCCUGUGAAGCCAGGGAGCAUCCCGGGGGCCGGAUGGUCUCCCAUGGAGCCAUGUGGAUCUGGACUGGGGGGACCCGGCAGAGCCUCCAGGUGGACUCCCAUGUGAUGCGCCCCCGCAGGAGAACUCACUGAUGAUGCUUUCACUGACCGGUCCACAGAUUCUACUUCCUUGUUUAAGUUUUGCUGUCGCCAUGCGCCGUGUGAACAGAGUCGGACAAGAUGGCCGCCGUGUGUUGGGUUCAGGGACACCAGGUGUGCUCCGGACAAUCAGCUUCUCCAAGUCCUCCUUUGGGACCAGGACAGAUCUCCUGUAUCAGGAGUCUUUCCUCCGAGCAGCACAUGACCCUGUGGGUCGAGGCCUUCACUGUGAACGUCCCCUCGUCCCCUCGUCAUCUCGUCCCCUCGUCAUCUCGUCCCCUCGUCAUCUCGUCCCCUCG
This is a messenger RNA of Pseudoliparis swirei, 2435 nucleotides long. RefSeq names its product TBC1 domain family, member 22B (gene tbc1d22b). Lineage: Eukaryota; Metazoa; Chordata; Actinopteri; Perciformes; Liparidae. The transcript has 13 exons. Gene Ontology annotation, molecular function: GTPase activator activity. Bases 162 to 1796 code for a protein of 544 amino acids. The record is from RefSeq and is a predicted model, not a curated record. Gene Ontology annotation, biological process: activation of GTPase activity.